Messenger RNA from Galendromus occidentalis (western predatory mite), 5361 nucleotides. RefSeq lists its product as uncharacterized. The transcript is spliced from 18 exons. The record is from RefSeq and is a predicted model, not a curated record. Gene Ontology annotation, molecular function: serine-type endopeptidase activity; protein binding. The coding region runs from base 1 to 5361 and encodes 1786 amino acids. Gene Ontology annotation, cellular component: plasma membrane; signaling receptor complex. Gene Ontology annotation, biological process: proteolysis. NCBI's taxonomy places the organism in Eukaryota, Metazoa, Arthropoda, Arachnida, Mesostigmata, Phytoseiidae.
AUGACGUCGAAAUCGUCUGCAAAAGCGAACCUGCUCGGCAGCGGGGGGAUUUACCUCGCGAGCGGCGAGACGAACGGGGACUUGACCAACGGUCAUGUCAACCACGCUUUCUGCGAAAUCCCACUCGACUCGGGCAACGGCACCUUGAAGAAGAGUGAAUCGCAGAAUGAAAAAAUCUGUAUGUUGGAAAUUCCGUCAUCGAACGGGUCGGCCCCGGAAAAAGACCGAAGUUCGCCAAGUAUCGUCCCGGAGAAUACACAUCGAAAGUUUUUUUGGGGUGAGAAAUUGUACCUGAAUAAGUCGGAAACGGAUCUUCGAACGCAUUCGAAAAUGACGCGACGUUGUCAAAGAGGAACCAUGCUCGGCGCACUUGCCUUGCUGGUGGCCUUGGCGCUUGCCAUUGGAAUUUUCGCGACCGUAGGAUCGAGGAGCUCGAGUCCGACGACCGUCAAGGUUGGAUCCUUCCGGGAUGCUGAAGCCAUGCCAAUCAAUCACAAUUCGUUAGAUACCGCGACGGAAGAUCCCGACGACGGUGCACCAUUGACAACAACAGAUAUGCCGGACGCUGUCCUGGUGUCUUUGACUCUGCCCGACGAACAAUUCACGGUCGCCCUGCAGAAUGACACGUCACCGCAAUUCGCAGCAUUGAACAAAACGCUGAUAGAAGCCUUAUCAUCGGCGCUGGUAGGAUUGGAAAAUACAUUAGUGAGGGCUAGAAUCGUGUCAUUCGAGAGCGGGUCAAUCAAGGCGAAGAUUGUUUUCGAGUUCGACGAAGGUCAGAGUGACCUUGCCGAAAGAGUUAACCAACUUGUUCAAGAGUACCUUCGGACCAACCGAAAUCAAGUCGGUGAGAUGGCUGCGAUGUUUGAUGCCUCUCAGACACAAGAUAUGCUCAACAAGUGCCGCUCGUCUGACCCGUGUGCCCCUCCUGCCGAAUGUCUAUGGGAUUAUCUCGUGGACGAGCCGAACUGCGUUUGCCCGGUGAAUUAUGUGCGGGCCGUCUACGAUAGCAGGAGCUGCGUUGAACUGCCCUCUGACAAAGCGGCUGAGUUUUUCGAAGAAUCUGGCGACAUCUCAUCCGAAUCCUCACCUGGAGGCGCUCGCGAGUCGGAACCGAAGGCCGAACCAACUCCCGAACCAUCAGCGGAACCGACUGCGGAGCCCGCAGCAGAACCAUCUCCAGAGCCCUCAGCUGAACCUGCUGCGGAGCCCUCUGCAGAGCCUCCAGCUGAGCCCACGCCGGAGCCAUCGGCUGAACCCCCGUCAGAACCAUCAGCGGAACCAACGCCGGAGUCUUCUGCGGAGCCAUCCGCGGAGCCCGAACCGGAGCCUUCAGCAGAACCCGCUCCAGAACCAUCUGCGGAAGCGACGCCGGAGCCAACUGCGGAAUCCUCGCCAGAACUUUCUGCGGAAUCGACGCCGGAGCCCUCUGCGGAAUCAACGCCGGAGCCCUCUGCAGAGUCCGAACCGGAGCCAUCUGCGGAGUCCGAACCCGAACCAUCUGCGGAGUCCGAGCCGGAGCCUUCCGAUGAGCCCACUCCGGAGCCGUCCGCUGAACCCCCGGUGGAGCUUUCUGCUGAGGCCGAGCAAAAACCAUCUACCGAAGCGUCAUCGGAACAAGGAACUGAGCCCACAUCUGGACCUUCUGCUGAAUCUUCACCAGAAGCGUCGUCCGAGUCGACAUCUGCACCGUCAUCCGAGGAGUUGAUUCUGAACCCGUCAACAGCACCAGCCGCGAAGCCGUCUCCGAAGUCUCUACAGGAGAAUGCCGGAAACUCUACUCUGGAGCCCGCGCCUGAACCGUCAGCGGAGCCGACGCUCGAUCCAUCUGCAGAGCCCGCGUCGUCUGCUGAGCCGGCUCCCGAGCCCGAGCCGUCCGCGGAAUCCUCUCCCGAGCCAUCUGCGGAAGCCACUCCCGAGCCCGAGCCAUCUUCAGAAUCCACGCCCGAGCCCGAGCCAUCUGCGGAAUCCACGCCCGAGCCAUCUGCAGAAUCCACGCCCGAGCCAUCUGCAGAAUCCACGCCCGAGCCCGCGCCAGCUGCGGAAUCCACCCCCGAGCAAUCUGCGGAAUCUAAUUCAGGGUCUACCGCCGAGCCAACAUCCGCGCCAUCAUCGCAAGUAGCGCCAGGUAGUGAGUCACACGAGAGGACAGACACUGAAUCGUCUGAAAGCGAACUCCCGGGACUAACAACUCCAUCUUCCGAGGAGCGGCCAGAUCGACCCGAAUCGAAUUCCGAUUCGCAGGAGACCGAUUCAGGCUCAGAAGUCAUCACCAGCAGAAGUCCGUCGCGUGAGCCGACCACAGCAACCGAGUCUCCAGAAGGUUCCGUUUCGACUUCUACUCCGAGAGGAGAUUUUGAGAGCGGUGCGUCAACAACCUCCGAAGAGACUUCGACAGCAGCCCCCUCAGACAAUCGGAAUCCAAAGAGUUUGAAGGAAGGAUCCCUAUGGGAGAAAUCGGCCGAAAGUACCGUCAAGUCGCUCGAAGCCACGAGUCCAACCUCCGCCGCGACAUCGUCCGGAGAAACUCCGAGUUCGGAGCGCGCUGAUGUGUCCGCAUUCUCGACCGAGUCCGCCGCCGUUGAAGCAUCGACUUCAGCUCCGAAUCGCAUGGCGAAAAUCGUCGAACCGGGAACUGUCAACAAUGAUGCCCAGAGUGGCUCGAGCACCGAGUCCAACAAGUCGGUCGAGAACGCGACCGGAAACGCCAAGGAUUCUUCCGCAGCUCCCCUCGUCACGAUGGAUCUGAAGUCGUCGACGGAAAAUAUCACGGCUACCCCUCUCGAGGAGAAUCUCCCGAGUGCAGAGAAACUCGUAGAAAAUACUUCGGCUGUAUCGGAAGCUGCUCAGCGUAAAGGUCUAGCUUUGGACGAAGAGGUCGCUACGCUCUCACUCAACGAGACAACGACCGUUCCCAGCAAUCCCUGCAAAGAAAACGAGUUCCAAUGUGAUUCCCGUUGCGUGGAUUCCAGUCUCAGGUGUGACGGUUUCUCCGACUGCAUCGAUCAGACCGAUGAAGCCAAUUGCACGGAAAUAUCCUGCGGAAGGAAUUUUCUCUGCGCAAACACGACCACGUGCAUCCCACAGGAGGCGCGUUGCGACGGCGUCAAAGACUGUCCGGAUGCGGACGACGAAGACGAAUGCCUCGGAAGUCUCGACAAGUGCGAGGAAGGAUUGAUUCUGUGUCCCGACAAAUCCUACUGUUUGAAACCGAGCCAAGUGUGUGACGGAGUUUUCAACUGUCGCGACCGACUAGACGAAUCCAAGUGUCAGGAGAGGAAUGACUGCGAGAACGUGCAGAAAAACUUCUUCUGUCCCACGGAGGAUCUUUGUAUCGACGGAUCGCUGCGCUGUGACGGGCUCAAGGACUGCCAGGAUGGAUCCGACGAGAAAAACUGCACAUGCCUCCCAGAACAGUUCCAGUGCGACAACGCGUUUUGCGUUAGCAAACCUAACGCGCGCUGUGAUGGAAUACUAGACUGCAAAGAUGGGUCGGAUGAAGUUGACUGCCUGAGGACCGACGACAAGAUGACUGUUCAGGUGUUCGAUCCAAUCCAGAACCAGUUCACACUCCUUUGUGGAGACGAACUGAAUACGAGCGACGUCGACAGUAUUUGCCGAGAGAUGGGAUUCGAGAAAGCGGAUAGCUACGAACUCGUGAAAUUGCAGCUCAACGGAAGCCAAUAUGCCACGUGGGAGUCGACAAAGGCAGGUUCCUUAUUCUCAGCGGGUAUUCGAGGCAACGCGACGCAGUGCUCAAAUACGGCGAUCCGCGUCAAAUGCCAGGAACUGACAUGCACUCACAGCGAUCAGAUUGACUUUCUGCGGAGACGGCGCGACGCCGAAGGCGACACCGAGGAGUCCCCAUGGUCCUACUUGGUUCUCGUCCAGGGUCCCGAAAAGACCGACGCUUGUCACGGCCAGGUUCUGACUCCACGUCACGUGGUCACCUCAGCCCAGUGCUUGAAAAACCUCAAAUUCAAAACAGCCGACGAGCUGAGCAUCCUGACCACGCUUUCCGACCCGAGUCGCAAAACUGUUUUCAAAGCGAGGAAUGUCCACUUCCAUCCGCAUUUCUCACAGUUCCGCUCGAAAAUUCUCGCUGACUACGACCUGGCUGUGGUUCGCUCCGAGUCUCCUCUCACAGUGGAAAAUAAGAAAAUUCGACCGGUUUGCGUUUACGACGACCCUCUCGCGAAUGGCAUAACUUGUUUCGUGGGCUCUUACGGCGAUGGAGUCCCUCGGUCACACAACUACACAACUGUCGUAUCGAAAAUGCCUCUCAUCAUCAACGAUUCGGCGCAGUGCAACCAGGAAUUCAUCUACGAUAAGAAAGUUUCCCAACAGAUGAUCUGUGCUUCGGCCGAUGUCAACAGCGCAGCUAACAGGCAGCCUUGCGACACGGAUCUCGGCGCACCCCUGAUGUGUCUCUCGGGCCGAGCGCAAUGGAAACUCGCUGGCCUCCUCUCCUAUCAACGUUUCUGCGGUCGCUUCUUCAAACAACCCACGACAUUCUCAAGCAUUCAUUCUAUGCUGCCGUGGAUCAACAAAGUGACGGGGCGCUCGUCGUACAACGUCAGCGCAGCGGAGUUGAACUAUUCGCUAGUCAUAGAGACUCAGAACUCAACCGAAACACCCGCGUCCACGACUCCGUCAGAGCUGACGACCUUGACGUCCACUGAAGACCCAUUGGAGAACUCGACGGCGAUCCCUGCUCAGGACAUGGCCGAAAACGGACGCGAAGACCCAUCGGCACAGAUGACCACGCUGCCGUCGAUCACGGAGACUUCGAGUCCUGCGAACGAAUCUGACGCAUCAAAUCUCACGACUUCGACCCCGGCUCCACCUCAACUAUACGCUGCGCAGACGCAACCCCCGGUGAUCCAGGUCAUCCAGGACGGUGAUUCGGAAAGGCGAGUCGCUUUGAGCCGCUUCUCCACCGAGUCCGCGCAGGGAGUGUAUCCACCACUUGUCGUGAAGCCCUCGACCGAAGCAUCUCCUGCGGUCACUUCCGUACCGAAACCGGCUGAGGAUGCCGGAACCUCGGAAUCGCCUUCGAAUUCCACGACGUCGUCCCUUCCGAUGACGCCAGCGACAGUGACGACGAUCAGUCCGGCCACAGCCGAAAUGGUGAGCACCACCGAGGCGACUCCGAUCCUUUCUACCGAAAUGUCCGCUCAGACAACAAGCGCUCCUCAAGAUCAGAUAACCACUGCUGCCGCGGCCGGUCUCCUGUCUUCUCUGCCCGGAGUGUCGACGACGGAAACAGAGCGGGAAUCCACCGUCGAUUCGUUGGACCCUACGGGCUCUACCUCGACACCGAUGAUGGCGGUCGGGAGUAGCACUCCCGCUAGUGAGUGA